This is a messenger RNA of Metopolophium dirhodum (rose-grain aphid), 6866 nucleotides long. RefSeq names its product alpha-catulin (gene alpha-Catr). Gene Ontology annotation, molecular function: actin filament binding; cadherin binding. Gene Ontology annotation, biological process: Rho protein signal transduction; cell adhesion. The record is from RefSeq and is a predicted model, not a curated record. NCBI's taxonomy places the organism in Eukaryota, Metazoa, Arthropoda, Insecta, Hemiptera, Aphididae.
AAAUCGGGGGACGGACGUGUCCUCCUCCUCCGCGUUCGCCAUCCCUUCCUCCGAGACUGAAUCCCUGCUGCCGUAGACGACGACACGUCGCACGCACACGCCGGUCGCUUUAGCGUUACGGGCUGCCACGAGCGUUUUACACGAGGGGACGCGCGCGCCGCGUACGCAUCUCAUCAGUAGCGUGCCCACUCGCCGGUACGACAUAUUAUUAUUAUUAUUAUUAAAAUAAUAUAGGUACGCGUGCACGCACCGCACCGCACCGAACUGCACCGCCACCGGAACGCAUCGCACGCGCGCGCGCGCCCUCUCACACGCUCACACACGCACACUCGCACACCCCACACAAGCACGCGGCGCGCCGCGGAAUAAUGCCAAAUGGCCAAAUCGCCGGCUGCGACGCCGUCGUCGAACGCACCGCCGUCGCCACUUUCACCGCCAAUCGUCACCGUCGCCGCGGCGGCAUCACACUGUACAUCACCGUCAGCGGCGGCGGGGUCUGCGGCACGUCACCGCCAGCCAGAGUGGCCGGCCACUUCACCGGCGGCGUCUCCAUCGUCCGGUGGCGACGCCGGCAGCACGAGCAGCGGCAGCGGCAGUGGAAGCGGUGGUGGCCGUGGACAGUCGUACCACUACGAUGGUGGUGCAGAAAUUACGCUCAAGAGCAUCGAACACACGCUGUUGCCGCUCGUCAAACAGAUAUCGACGUUGGUGGCGCACCGGGAACGACCGUUCUGCACGGAGAGGACGGCCAGGGCGAUAGCCAGGGUCGGCCAGGGGGUGAACUUGGCCAUCGAGCGGUUUGUGACUGUCGGCGAGACCAUUGCGGACGACAAUCCCGAGAUAAAGUCCGACAUGUACCUGGAGUGCAAGGAGGCCAGGGCGGCAGGUGCUUCCAUCGAAAAACUAUGCGAAGCCGUGUUUGAAGAUUCGAUCAAUGAUCGAGCAUCUGUGAUAAGAGCUGCCCGGUGCUUGUUGAGUUCAGUCACUAGAGUGUUAUUAUUAGCCGAUGUAGUCGUUGUAAAGCAAUUAAUUUCAGUCAAAGACAAGGUGUCGCGAAGUCUGGGUCGGUUGGAAGGCGUCAACAACUUCACGGAGUUCGUCAAGGCUUUCAGUCACUUUGGCACCGAAAUGGUGGAGCUGGCUCACUUGACAGGCGAACGGCAAAACGACCUGAAAGACGAACGGCGGCGGUCUCAGAUUGCCGCGGCCCGACAGGUACUCGAGCGGUCCACCAUGCUGCUGUUGACUUCGUCCAAGGCGUGUCUGAGGCACCCGGACAGCUCGGAGGCCAGCCAAAACCGGGACACGGUGUUUUGCCAGAUGCGCAGGGCCAUGGACCUGAUCCAUUACGUGGUCAAAGAUGGCGUGAAGGAGAGUGGUGGUGAGUCCAUGGCCCUGACACCGUACACAUCGGAACAAGACGGUGGCGACACACUUGGCCACGCGCUCAACGUCCUGGACUCGUUUGUCGACAUGACGAGGCUGACACUCGUGCUGAGCGAGAAGGAAACGCUACUGCGCACCAUGGACGUGAUCAUGGAACGUACGCAAGACUUCACCGACAGCGCGUACACCAGACACGAGCACCGGGAAAAUAUAUUGACACUGUGUGAUCGGGUCAAGACGCAUCUCGAUCAAUUGAUCAGAGCCGGAGCUAGACUGGAACAGUGUGACGAAUACUCACCUACGAAAUCGCUGGAAGUGGCCGUAAACCAGUGCCUCGACGCCACCAAAGAACUCAGACUGCAGCUGAUAGCUACGUGUAAAGAACAAUCCCAUGACUUACCUUUAAUAAUUAGGACUGGCUAUGACCUCGUAACGUGCAUACAGACUACGUCUUCCGAUGGAGACGUCGACAGUCUUAACAAGUACGGCGAUCAAUUCGUUGAAGUCGUAGACCAAAUCGGAGAAAUUUGUAAAGUACUGAGGCACAUUGCAACUGCAGAAUCACUUCAGGUUUCUGCGAAACACGCCGAAGUCAAUUUACGAGUGUACGCACCACAAAUCGUUACUGCUGCUCAAGCAUUAGCUCACUAUCCUUGUUCAAAAAUCAUAAAGGAAAAUUUAGAAGUAUUUGCGGACAUGUGGCAAGCCUUGACUCAAGACGUGUCUACGGUGUGUAAAGAAAUUAUGGAAAAACAAAUACCGGAAAAACAAACAUACAUGUCACUCCCCAGACCAGGCAAACACGGUACGACGACAAAACCGCUGAAGUCGGUGAGACUAGAUCUAUCGGAACAAGAUCAAAUCGCCAAGGCUGGUCUGGAAAUGAAAUUGGCGUCGAGUGAAGUAGACACGGAAGCGGACAGGUGGGGCGCUGGAGAGGAAGACGACGCGGCCAUCGAGGAAGGCGCCAGCGUGGACGAGCGAGGCAACGCGACCAAAGCACACGAAGACAAUGACAUUGUGCGUAGGGCGAAGAACAUGUCCGGCAUGGCGUUGAGCAUGUACGAGUUCACCAAGGGAGACGGUGGGUCGUCGCUGAGGACCACUCAAGAUCUGUUCACGCAGGCGGAAUACCUGGCCGAGGAAGCUAACAGGCUGUACAAAUUGGUCAGACAGUUUUCGUACCAGGUUCCUAUGGGUGCAAACAAAAAAGAACUUUUGGAACAGUUGGACCAAGUUCCAACAUACGUACAACAGUUGCAAUUUACAGUAAAAAUGCCUACGGUCGGUAAAUCUGCUACAUUUUCAAAAGUCGACAGUGUGAUUAACGAAACUAAAACGCUAAUGAACGUUAUAUCAAAAGUAGUCACAACCUGUUUUGUAUGUGCUACUAAAUACAACUUGGACUUCCAAGGUCUGUCGGCCAGAAGCGGUGGCUUCGGCGAGCGCGGCGAAGACGGUAGCGGUGCUGGUUCCGGAGGUGAAGGUGGCAAACUGAGUGGAGGAUCAGGCUCGGAUGGAUCCAUGUGACAGUUUGGGAUGGGGCGGAGGAGCAAAGGGGAUGGCCGCCGCACCCGCGUGUCGUUCCUGCUCUUCUGAGCCCGUGCAGCUACACUUGCAGCCAGCACGAAACCCACAGACUAAUUACAUGGCUUCCAAAUCCCUGCAUACAACCAAUACUACUGGAAAAUUAUUUCCGGUAUUUGGAUUACUAAAGUUACCGGAUAAGUUUCGCUCAACAAAUAAAAGUAGCAUAAUAUAAUAUAUUUACAUUGUAUUUGUCUAUAAUGUUUAUUCGCCGUCAUCACAUAAGUGGUGAAUGGCUAUUAUAAUAUUAUAUCCGUGACACGAUUGAUUUAACGUAAUCGCGCCCGACACGUUUCUGUUAACGUUCGAUUCGCAUCGAUGUACCGUACAGUUAUUUGUAUUAUUAUUUUUAAUAUUAUGUUUUAUCAACGGUGAUUUACCAAACGUUUAAUAAUCAUUCGAGUACCUACACUCCUUCCGAGUUCACACGUGUUAUAAUAAUAUAUUAUAUUAUAAUGUCUCGUGGUAUGAGGAGUAUCUACCUGUAAUUCAUAUGGAAUAGAACUAUUCUAUUGCGUAGGCCAAUGGACGACAACUAUUCAAUUCUAAAGUAUAGUAAAUACUAAAUAAAACUAUGCAUUAUGAUUUAACUGACAAUAUUAUAAUGUUAUAUUGUCGUUAAUGUUUUGAGCAAAGAGCAAUAUAUACACAUAUAUUAAUUAUAUUAUAUUAUUAUAUAAAUAAUUUUCAAUAAAUGUUUUGAUUUUUUAAAUCAUAAUAAAAUGAUGUCACUAUAAAAAUGUUAUUUAACUUAAACACAAUCUUAAGCUUAUAGACAAUCAGGCAAUAUAAUUUACUAGGACACAGUUAAUAAAGAUCUAAAUGAAAUAAAUAUUUUAACUACAAAAUAUAAUAUAUAUAUAAUAUAUGAGUAAUAACACGGUGUUCAUUAGGAUAUCUUUUACGAUGGACUCGACCUGACUGCUCAUAUUGAGUAUACCUAUAAUUUGAUGUGUUUUGAUAUUUACCUACUUGUACAUAAAAACCCUAUUGACUGUACAAUUUUAACCUGAAUUUUGAUAUCAUUCGGCUUUAAGUCAUAAUAAAUGUAUCGCAAUAUAGAUGUGUUCUCAAUAAUUAGCGAUUAUUAAUUAUAUUACCACACAUACUAUACGGUUUCAUUUGCAUUGGACAUCUAUCUCCAACUAAAAACCAUUCAAUAACGAUUCAAAUAAUGUUUUAACUAUUUUAAAUAAUGUAAAAAUUACGCAAAUUAUUUAUAUUUUUUCUGAGAUGUCAAGACUGUGUCUUCCACUCGAAAAAAAAAAUGUUUUCCAUGUCAAAAAAAUUCAAAGUAGAAUAUUAAGCUAUGUGUCUUCCCCAAAUUGUGUUCCAUUGCCCUAUAACUUCCCGUGUGUUUUAACUUAUUAGAUAUAACGAUCUCUGAAAAAAUUUAGUUGUUGAUCAAUAUUUUAUUAUGAAUUGAUUAUUUUAAUACAAUUUCGAAUAUUUAUGGCGUUCUAUUUAAAUGCCAAAUUUUAAAAAUUCGUAUAUCUUUUUUUGGCUUAAACAUUUUUUAACGAUCUUUAAAAGUGAUUUUGUAAAUACAUACAUUAGACUGUGCCAAAUUUUUAACAUCGUUUGAUCAAUUUUAAAUAAUUUGUAUACCGUGUUAUUUUUAUGUAAAUUAUCAAAAUACAAUUUGUUGUUAAGAGUGAAAAAUUUGAAUUUCUACCACGUUCAUCGUUAUCGUAUUACUAUAAUAAGAACGUUCAUAUUAAUAGACACUACGCAUAACAAUAGAUAAAGAAAAAAUAUCAUUUGCUUUGAACUGAUGUCCAAUUAACCGUGUACAUAAAACUGUUGAACGAAUUACAUACUGAGCCAUAUUUAUUUCUUGAAGUAUAAACUUUGAUUUAAAUAUGUUCAUUUUUUUUUAAACAAAUAAGCAUAAUUUAAUGCAAUCGACAAUUAUUCAUCUUUUUUUAAGAUCAAUAAUAUUUUCUUUUUUGUAAUCAAUUGUUUCGUGAGAUAUAUAAAUAAUUAUUCAUUUAUUAUAAUACACGUUAUUAGGGGCUUUUAUUUAUACGUUUGUUUGAUUUUAUAAUAUUCAAACUAAAUUAAUAACUUUUUUAACUAAAUCUAAAAUAUGUUAUACAAAAUGGUAAAAUUUAUCAAAGUGAAAAUGUAGUUCAGUAUACGAAUGGAAAUAUAUAUAUAUAUAUGUAUUUUUUGUUUUUGUGAACAAUCGUGAAUCCUUUAUUAAAUUGAUGAAAUUUAAAAUAAUGCAAGUGUUUACUUAAAAUAAUCCUUAUACGUGAAUUUAACGAUUUUUCCUUUCUUGUACAGUUUGUAGAUGAAUGAAUAAUUAAAACAUUUAAAAAAAAAACCUUGUUUAGUCAAGUGAUUAUAGUCUUCAAAAAUUUUAGUUUACUCAUAAGUUAAUUAUUUCAUAAUUUACUAUAGUUUUCUGUAAUUAUCUGAUAAAUUGUAAGCGCAUAAUAUAGAUUAUCAGUUAGGGUAUAAUAAUUUAGGUUCUGUUCAAUAUUUUACUAAUUCCUAAAUCCUGAUAGAAUAAUUAAAAAAUUGUUUAUGGUCGCUAUAAGACUUAUACAACGACAUUAAACAAAUUCUAUACAAUUUAGCUAUUGGUAUAUCAAUGUACAUUUUAUAUUUUACAAUAUAUUAAUCACCUAAAUUGAAAAGAUAAAAAUUCAUCAAACCUUUUUUUUUUUAAAAACCUAUGAUCAGUAAUACUUAAUUUACAAAUAAAAUCUGUAUGAUGGUUAUUCUCGUUACAAGUGACAAUGAGUUUUUACAACGGCCCAUUGAAACGGAUAAUAGAUUCACUUUUUCUUAAUUGAAGCCUUUCUUAAAAUUAUUAUACAUCAAAUUCAACGCAUUAGUAAAAAAUACACUCGUUAAAUUGUUGAAAACAUAGUUUUAUUUUUUAUAUUCAUUAAAAACGCAUUUUAACUAAAGCUAGUUUAUAUUAUACAGAUUUUUUUAAAUAUAUUGUACAAAGUUAUAUAGUAAUGUUUUAUUUUAUUUGUUUACAUUAAUUUCUGUAAAAAUUUGUUGUUAAAUAUUAUUAUUUUAGAUUGCAUUUCUAAUAUUUAAGAGUUAUAAAUAUAUUAUUUUUUUUAUCACUUACUUAAAUUAUAAUUUUUAGACAAAAGCUUGUCAACUGGUAAACAUAUUUUUGUUUUAAGUCAAUGAUUUGAAAUCUGAUUCAGAAAAAUUAUGGACAUUAAUGUUAUAUUUACUCAUGACGAAAACAAUAGUUCGAUUUAGUGACGUAGUGUGCUUUAAGCAUAUUUCGGUAACAGACAAUCUUUUGAUGUAUUUUUUUUUUAAUUAACCCUUAGUCGUUAGUUGGAUUACAACUAACGAUUUAACUGUUUUUUCAAGUUAAAAUUUGAACUUGUUUUUAUAGCUAAAAAAUAAAUAAGUAUUUUUUUACCGUGUUGAAUGUCGAAUGACGCCGAAAGUCCUUUAUUAUACAAAAUAUGAACGAUUACAUCACUUUGUACAUCUGAUAUUAGUGUGUAAUUUGUUGAAUGUUAAUUAAGAUUAUUUAAAUAUUUAUAACACACACACAUAAACACACACAUCCAUAUAUGUUUUAUAUUAUAUAAAUACAUACAUUACACAUACUUACUACAUUAUAUAAAUAAUAUUGAGUGUGUAUUAUAUUUUAGACAAGUCUAAAAUUGAACUUAAACUAUACUAAUUUGUGGUACCAUUGUAAAGCGUCGGUGAUUUUGUUUUUAUUUAUUAAUUAUUAUAAGUAAAUAGAACGCGUUUUUUGUCCGAAUAAUGUUUUUGACUUUGUAUUUCGUCAUUUUUUUCGAAUUGUUUUUUUAUAUGCAUGUAAAAAAAUAUAUUUGUAAAUGUUUUAUUGUACAUCUUCGUUACAAAACACUUGAAUAAUAAAUACAAUUAAAAAAUAA